UUUGACCCCCCGAUUUUCUACGAGCACACACAAUACGGACUAGUGUUUUGAAUAGCAUACCAUAUGCAGCUGCUCUUUAAAGUAUCUUUCUCCAAACUAUUAGCCUGAUCAAUGAUUGGCCGAAGAAAUGCACCUCUCCUUUGUUUCCCUGUCUUAUGAGUUAGCCAUAACCUUGAGUUUGUCUGAGCUUGUACAAUUGGCCAUAAAUCACGCGUGAAUUGCUUCCUAUAUAAUUGACCUACAGCUUAUAAAGGAACAGGUUUACACAAACAUACAUGAAAUGUCCACAACCUCUCCCAAUAACUCCAUUGUAUCGUUCAAAUAUUGUUGCUAGCUGAACUUUUAAACAUUUUUAUCAUGAAAAUGUUUCUAAUAUUUUCAACAAACUAACAAUGCUCAUGACACUAACUCGAGAUCUGUACUAAACCUUACGAGUGAAUGUGGUUAUCUUUAGUCUGGUUCAUGACCGAGAAUACAAGAGAGAUAAAGUAUCUUACAGAUAAACACAACGGGACAAUAAACAGUGACGGAAAAACAGGAUAAACACAAGAUCGUGACAACAAACAGUGACGGAAAACCAGGAUAAAACAAGAUCGGGACGUAAAACAGUGACAGGAAACCAGGAAAAACACAAGAUCAGGACGUAAAACAGUGAUAGGAAACCAAGAUAAACACAAGAUCGGGACGCCAAACAGUGACGGAAAAACAGGAUAAACACAAGAUCGGGACAACAAACAGUGACGGAAAACCAGGAUAUAAGCACAGGAUCGCGACACCAAACAGUGACGGAAAAACAGGAUCAACACAAGAUCGGGACGUCAAACAGUGACGGAAAAACAGGAUCAACACAAGAUCGGAACGUCAAAUUGAAGACUGAAAACCAGGAUAAACACAGGAUUGGGACGUCAAACAGUGACGGAAAAACAGGAUCAACACAAAAUUGUGACAUCAAACAGUAGACGAAAAACCAGGAUAACAUGUCUUCGUUGAAAGAAAUAUGUGAGGGUCUCCCAUUGGACCCUCUCCCUCCGAGAAGACCCAGAGACGAGUCCGUGCCCCACGCUCCCGUACGGACCCCCGAUCUGUCUCCCGCGGAACAGAGGUUAGCAUUGGAAAACUCUUUGCGAUAUUUCCCGUCGAAUCUACACGAGACGUUGGCCCCGGAGUUCGCCGAGGAACUACAAACUUAUGGGCAUAUAUACAUGUACCGAUUCCUGCCUCAGAUACAGAUGAGGGCGUUUCCUAUCGGAGAGAUACCGGCCAGAAAUAGACAUGCCGCAGCUAUAAUGCAUAUGAUUUUAAAUAACCUUGAUCCCCGAGUGGCUCAGUUCCCACAGGAGUUAGUGACGUAUGGUGGAAAUGGACAGGUGUUGUCCAAUUGGGCACAGUUUUGGUUGGUGAUGAAAUACUUGUCGGAGAUGACAGAUGACCAGACACUAGUGAUGAACUCGGGACAUCCACUGGGGCUGUUCCCGAGUAGUACGUCAGCCCCUCGGCUGGUCAUCACUAACGGCAUGGUUAUACCGAAUUACUCGUCAAGGGCGGACUACGAGAAGAUGUUCGCAUUGGGAGUUACAAUGUAUGGUCAGAUGACAGCCGGUAGCUAUUGUUAUAUUGGGCCACAGGGAAUUGUUCACGGUACCACGCUAACCAUACUUAAUGCUGCCAGAAAACACCUGGGUGUCACGGACAUGGCCGGAAAGGUGUUUGUGACCUCUGGCCUAGGUGGAAUGAGUGGGGCUCAACCAAAGGCUGCUACUAUCUGUGGUUGUAUUGGACUUGUGGCAGAGGUGAGCAGGGAGGCGUUGGACAAACGACAUAAACAAGGAUGGCUGAUGCAAGUCACUGACAGUUUAGACGAAUGCAUGACAAUCAUUCGUCAGGCGCGGAAGCAAAAGAGAACAUUGAGUCUAGGGUACCAUGGAAAUAUAGUGGAUGUUUGGGAGAGAUUUGUUUAUGAAUACGAGAGUACUGGAGAUAUGUUGGUGGAACUGGGAUCAGAUCAAACCUCCUGCCACAACCCCUACCUCGGCGGAUACUACCCGGUACAGGUUUCCUACGAGGAAUCAUUAACACUAAUGCACGAAGACCCUAUACGAUUCAAAAAUCUUGUUCAGGAAAGCCUUCGAAGACACAUUGCUGCUGUAAACAAGCUUUCCGAUAGAGGAAUGUUUUUCUGGGAUUAUGGGAAUGCCUUCUUAUUGGAGGCCGACAGGGCAGGAGCUGAUGUUGGUCGACAGCAGGGACUGAACGGGACAUUGUUUAGAUACCCUUCCUACGUUCAGGAUAUCAUGGGCGACAUAUUUUCCCUAGGGUUUGGGCCAUUCAGAUGGGUGUGUACAUCUGGCGACCCGUCUGACCUUGAAAAAACUGACGAAAUAACAACAUCAGUACUGGAGGACAUCAUCAACAAAGGAGUUCCAGAAGGAAUCAAACAACAAUACAAUGAUAAUAUUAGAUGGAUCAAGGAGGCGAAAAACAACAGAUUGGUUGUUGGCUCCCAGGCGCGAAUUUUGUACUCCGACCAGAAGGGUAGGAUAGCAGUAGCAACAGCUUUUAACGACGCGGUGGCUGACGGGAAACUUAAGGGCCCAGUGGUGUUGAGUCGAGAUCAUCAUGAUGUCAGUGGGACAGACAGCCCGUUCCGGGAAACGUCCAACAUCUCCGAUGGAUCAGCAUUUACAGCAGACAUGGCAGUGCAGAACGCGAUCGGGGAUGCUUUCCGAGGGGCUACAUGGGUAGCUCUUCACAAUGGCGGUGGAGUGGGUUGGGGCGAAGUGAUCAACGGUGGAUUUGGUCUUGUGUUGGACGGAUCAGAGGAUGCUAGACAGCGAGCAAAACGUAUGCUGGCGUGGGAUGUAUCCAAUGGUGUGGCGAGGCGGUGCUGGUCCGGCAAUAACCGAGCGGAAGAGACCAUUUGUCGGACUAUGGAUGACAAUCCUAAGUUGAAGGUCACUUUACCUAACCAUGUAGAGGACAAAACAAUCCUUGAUAAAGCUCUCGGUAACGCGUGAUGUCGGUCAUGUGUUUUAUUUCCUUCCAAUAACCAAUAGCGUUUGUCUGGGACGGUGUAAGCAAUAAAAUGACUCGAUAAUGUAUCACUAUCCAAAUGCACAACCCAUAAAUCACCAAUGCCUCUUGCAAAACAGAAUAUUAAACGGCCAAUCAUCAGUAUUUGAGUCCUACAAUGUAUGACGAAAGCAUUUUUUUGGCCGAGUACAGCAAUCAAAGAUAUAAAACUACCAAAAUCUAAAAGACUUUAAAAAUAUACAUUCGCAGUGAGGACCAUAUGCAUUGGUUUAUGGCACGCUAAACUGUAGAAUUAUAUAUAUAUAAUAUUUAAGGGAAAACGGUCUGACCCAAAGGGAAAUAAAAUUUACAAAAUAUAGUGAACAUUUGUUUGCCAUUACGUGACGUGAUACUUCAGGUUAAAUGAUUUGACCUUAACGCAAGAUAAAAUUAACACUUAAGGUCAAAUCAUUUGUGACGUUCAGGUUGACGAAAUAAUAUUUGCCUUUAAGGUCAAAUCUUUUUUCCUUAUAUGUACUCAGUAUUAUUUUACACUUUGGCAUGUCAUAUUGGUUAAUGCCUCAUAUCGGUAUUUUGCAAAAACAAUUUAUAAUUUGCAUGUAAAUAUAUGUACAUUAGUCUAGUAUUAAUCUCACUUCACCUGAUUGGUAAUCAUUGUUUUUGCAUUUCUGUAUUUAUAUGUACAUGGAUGGUAUUUUAUGUUUUUAUUAAUAUUUCACUGUGAAACGAGAUAUGGAAUAGACACAAAAAAUACUACAAUACAAUAAAAUGUGUGACGGAAUCAUCUUAUGCCAAACAUGUACUAUGGAGUCAUCAAGAAAUAACAAAAUGUCAAAUUUUACUUUCUUCAGUUUUCGUCUCCACAUCUAGAUUUGCAUUUAUUUUCCAAUGACAGCAUCAUUUCAAAAUCUUUGUGUAUAACGGGUGGCAAGCAAUGAUCUCCAACAUCUUCAACAUCCUACUGUACAUGUAUGUAUACAAGUAGCUCAAUUUAAGUACAUAUUCUUGUUUGGAAAGGCAAUAUUGAAAAAUGCAUUUUUGAGAGAUCUGGUUCUGUAUGAAGGAGAAAAUUAUUCAUUUAUGUUUCACUGUGACGAUAUUGUCCAAUCAAUUUAUGAUUUCUCAUUUUGGAAAAAUUUCAAUUUUUUUGUGGAUGUAAAGUUAAAUACACUGCCAUACUUAAGUUCCUUGACAUUUACAGAAUAGUUCGAAAUUCAGUUUAUCUUGAUUAAUAUUUGAAUCUUGUAAUUUCUUAAUAUAGACUUUAAAGUCGAUAUGGAUAAUGAUCUUCAAAUCCUCAAAUGGAAUAUUUUGGCAAUAUUAAGUCAUUUUAAAAAAAUUGUUAAAUUGAGAGCAUAUUUCCAGAGAUUAAAACAAUAUUUUGAAGGGGUUAUAGAGCAUGUUAUGAUAUAUUUUAACAAAGAUUUGUAUGCCUUUUUAGAAUAUAGGUCCCUCCCUUAACCCCAUCUUCGCUAGUCAAGGCUUCCGAUUACCUUACACUCCAGUGUAACGUAAUCAGAAACCUUGGCUAGUGAAUAGAGUGUAAGGUAAUCAGAAACCUCGGCUAGUGAAUAGAGUGUAACGUAAUCAGAAACCUUGGCUAGUGAAUAGAGUGUAACGUAAUCAGAAACCUUGGCUAGUGAAUAGAGUGUAAGGUAAUCAGAAACCUUGGCUAGUGAAUAGAGUGUAACGUAAUCAGAAACCUUGGCUAGUGAAUAGAGUGUAACGUAAUCAGAAACCUUGGCUAGUGAAUAGAGUGUAACGUAAUCAGAAACCUUGGCUAGCGAAGAUGCCUCAACCCUCCCUGAAAUUCAUCGAGGUGGGUUAUUUGCAUGAACAUUUUCAUUAUCACUGAAAAAUAUGUAAUCUUAGAGAAUUUCAGAAGUAAAUUUUGAUGCACUUGUAAUACUUACCGAGUUUAAAGUGUGUGCAUUACUAUUAUGGAUAGCAGUGCAUGUGUUCUCUAAUACUAUCUUCCGUCGAUUACUUUCAGGCGUUGGUAAUCUUAAUUUUGUAUUCUUGUCAUGUCCCUUUUGGGUUUUUUUCAACAGUCUUAAAAAACUGUAUAAUAUCCGAUUCAGCUGUUGAAAGGUAAUAAAUUAUAUGCACUGUAUUUA
Molecule: messenger RNA, 5147 nt
Organism: Pecten maximus
Lineage: Eukaryota; Metazoa; Mollusca; Bivalvia; Pectinida; Pectinidae
Product: urocanate hydratase-like
Exons: 21
Coding region: 978-3014 (678 amino acids)
Biological process (GO): L-histidine catabolic process
Molecular function (GO): urocanate hydratase activity
Source: RefSeq, a predicted model, not a curated record